AUGGCCCGGCAGGGAAAGUGCUCGGUGGGGCGCUCAGAAGGGCAGAAGGAAGCUGUGGUUUGGUCCGUGCCAGCCGUGGAACGCUCUCCCACGAGGUUCACCAAGGGCUCUGAUUCAAAAGGAGGGAGAGAGAAGAUCGACGGCUCCCGCAAUACGAAGCACAACCAGCCUGGGGCCAGUCCAGAGAUGCAGGCCGAGGCGCUCCUGCAUUCAGGGAAGGCCAAGGGGCUUCGGUUUCCAGCCUCUGGGUGUGGGCAGCCCGCCUACUCUCCCCACAGCCGAGUGGUGAACGGUGAAGACGCUACGCCCUACAGCUGGCCUUGGCAGGUCUCCCUCCAGUAUGAGAGAAAUGGCGUCUUCCGUCACACCUGCGGAGGGUCCCUUGUGGCCCCCAACGUGGUCAUAACGGCGGCCCACUGCAUCUCACCAUCCCGCACGUACAAGGUGGUGCUGGGGGACUACGACCUCACUGUCGAGGAAGGGACCGAGCAGCACAUUCCCGUGAACUCUGAAGACAUUUUUGUGCAUCCCGCCUGGAACCCCAGUUGUGUGUCCUGCGGCAAUGACAUCGCUCUGCUGAAACUCUCCCGCACGGCGCAGCUGAACAACCAAGUUGGCCUGGGCUGCAUUCCCCAGGCAGGGUCCAUCAUACCCAACGGGUACCCGUGCUACAUCACCGGCUGGGGACGAAUUUCCACCGGCGGUCCUCUGCCCGCAAAGCUUCAGCAGGCCUUGCUGCCCGUGGUGGACUACCAGCAGUGCAGCCAGCCUGACUGGUGGGGAAGCUCCGUCCAGCAGAGCAUGAUUUGUGCCGGGGGAGACAUCCAGUCUGGCUGCAACGGCGACUCCGGCGGCCCGCUCAACUGCCAGGACAAAGAUGGCCAGUGGUACGUCCACGGGAUUGCCAGCUUCGUUUCCGCCUUGGGCUGCAACACCCUGAAGAAGCCCACCGUCUUCACCCGGGUCUCGGCUUUCAAUGCCUGGGUCCUGCAGCUCGUCCGCAGCCUGGUGCCAGCUUCGCCAGGAAGCCGAUCCCCUGAUGCUGCCACCUAUUCCAACAGCACAGCCGGCAAGGGAAGGGAAGCCCGUUGGCUGCAGGCUGAUUCCUCCUGCACAGAAAACACCAUUCGUAGCUCCAGGCAGACGCCCGCUCGAAACGCGUACGUGCAGGCAGGCCCGCCUCUCUUGGCCGGGCUGAAGGGAGGGCUGGCCGGACCCACGGCAAGAGCCGAGGCAUGCCAGGGCCAGGACAGGCCGCCCGGGGCCCACCUCCCGUGGGUCAAAGCAGGGGGGCCCUCACCGGGCUCUCCAAGAGACAAUGACCUCUGGAUCAGCUGGCUAAGCCUGCCUCUGCGGGAGAAAAGAGCUGUUUCCUCCACCCUCCGGGGGCCCGGCUACCGUGCCAAGGAGGGCCACUCAGAGGCCUCCCUUUGCCCCCUCCACCCUUUAAUAGCAGACACAUGGAGGCCCAGGCAGCGAGGCGACUUCUGUGGCAGAAGUCUGGGGUAG
Molecule: messenger RNA, 1509 nt
Organism: Candoia aspera
Lineage: Eukaryota; Metazoa; Chordata; Lepidosauria; Squamata; Candoiidae
Product: chymotrypsin-like elastase family member 3B
Exons: 13
Coding region: 1-1509 (502 amino acids)
Biological process (GO): proteolysis
Molecular function (GO): serine-type endopeptidase activity
Source: RefSeq, a predicted model, not a curated record